Messenger RNA from Plutella xylostella (diamondback moth), 2406 nucleotides. Its product is annotated as sorting nexin-7. The record is from RefSeq and is a predicted model, not a curated record. Gene Ontology annotation, biological process: piecemeal microautophagy of the nucleus; protein transport; autophagy of mitochondrion. Gene Ontology annotation, molecular function: phosphatidylinositol binding. NCBI's taxonomy places the organism in Eukaryota, Metazoa, Arthropoda, Insecta, Lepidoptera, Plutellidae. Gene Ontology annotation, cellular component: phagophore assembly site; early endosome.
GACAAAAAACAUAGGCUGUCAAAACUGACAGCUGACAGUGACAGCUUAUAUUUUGGUGAAAGCACGGACGUCAUCGGGUGUCUACAAAAAUAUUAAUUUACAAACAAAAUACCGGAAUUAUUUCUGCAACUACAGUGAGCAUGGCAAGUGUGAGCAGCUCAGCGGUCCUGGAGCUCAAGGACGAGGAGGACACGGACGCGGAGACGCUGGCCGACACACCCGGGGAGGUCACCUCUGCGCCGCUUAUUAUGGAGCAUGGAUAUGAUAUUGCUGUGAAGGUAGACGCCCCCAUGAAGCAACUUUCCACACUAGAAACCUUCGUGACGUACCGCGUGCGCUGCGUGUGCGCGCGCUGGCCCGCGCCGCCCGCCGUGCGCCGCCGGUACAACCACUUCAAGGAGCUCCACUCGCGCCUGGCAGCCUCCCACCUGUGGCUGGCGCCGCCCCCCCUCCCCCCGCUGCACUCGGCGCGCCAGCAGCUCGACAGAUACUCGCGCGGCUUCGUACAGACGCGCGCGCUCGCACUACACGCCUUCUUAGAUCGUGUAGCGAAACAUCCAAUCCUGACGCACAGCGAAGACUUCAGAAUAUUCCUCACAACGCCAGACGAAGAAAUCGACAAGGUGUUCAAGAGUGAGAACAGUGCCAUGAACCUGUGGGGUUUAAGCGCCGCGCUGUGGGACAGCGGCAGCAGCGACGCGAAACCUGUCAAUGGAGCCAGAGUAAAAGACCCCGAGUUCUCAGCGGCCUCUGACUACCUGCAGUCGUUACAACACAAGCUCACGGCGCUGUGUGCGUUGACUACCAAGCUGUAUAAGGGAUCCGCGGCGCUGGCCACCGAGUAUAAAGGAAUGACAAACGCGUGUUCAACGUGGGCCUCCUCUGAACGCUCCUCCGUAUCUCUGGCCCUGACCGGCGCGGCGCGGGGCGCGGGGGGCGCGGCGGCGGCGCGGGGGCGGCCCGCGGUCACCCACAGAGCUCUACUGCCGAUGCUGGCGGCGUAUGCGGCGGCGCAUGCGCAGAAGAUACGGCAGAGGGAUGCGGCUCAUGCGGCCUACGUGUCCGGUGCAAACUCCACAGACGAGAUGCAUAAUAAGUUAGAACAGGCAUCAGAAGCCCUGCGUUCGGAACUCAGUGACUGGAACCAAAAAACCCGAUCAGACAUCAAAUCAAUCCUUCUAGACUUAGCCGAAAAACAGGUCAUAAUGCACCAACAAACCCUAAUGGGCUGGGAGCAUGCAUUGAACCAAGCCACGGAAUCUAACGAAGGGUUAUUUAAAACAGUCUCAAAAACAGCCGUACAAAACUUGUCACCUACAAAAGCACACAUGCAAUUCGAAGAACCAUCUAUCGCCACAGAGAAAGACCUAGAAGACCUAGACAUCGAGAACGAUAGCAACGACGGCUCAGACUUCCAAGACCUAAAUUCUAGAGCCAAUGAAGAAAAUCUACCCACAGGUGUCGAAUCUGCAGUCCUAGAUUUGAGUGAAAGUUACAGUGAUGUGGAAAAUGCGAAACUAAAAACGGAUUCGUUGGAUGGGAAAAAGGAUGACAGUUUGACAGAUGAAGUGUCAAAGUUGGAGGACAUGUCAAAGUUGGAUUUGACAGGUGUCAGUGUGACGUCAGAUCCGCUGCAAGAGUUUGCUGACGUCGAUUUGACGGAUGCUUCGUGAUUGUGUGACACGUUGUUUGUUAAUAUACUGAAAGAACUGUAAAGACUUGUAAAAUAAUAUACAUAUAACUACAUAAUUAAUUUUUGGUAUCAAAUUUAGCCAACUCCACUCUAGGUUAGGGCUGAUUUUUCAAUGGUAUAAUUCUGAUGCUGUCGCGUUUGAAUGUUUGUAUUAAGCACACAGAGCUUGUAUGACCGUAACAAUGUAAAUUAUUCAAAAAUCAGUACUAAAUUAGAACGAAGUUAGCUGAUAUUGAUACGAAACUAUUCACAUAUUAUUAGGUAUCGAUUUUGAAGUCACAAAAUUUAAUUUUACCAAUGUCAUUUUGACAGUGGACAAUGAAAUGUAUUUCAACACUCGAAGUAUCGAACUUUUAACAAAUAUCAGCUUUUGACAGUGGUAAAUUUAUAUUUGGUACCUUCAUAAUCACUAUCGUUAUUAUUAUAGUUUACCAAAGUUAAAACCCCCAAUUGAAAUCAACUUUGUAAAUUUUUUAACCAUUAAGAUGCCGUAAUAAAGUGUUUCUAUGUAUUUCUAUGUACUGAAAUACAUAGAGAUAUUACAUAGAUAAAAAUUAUGUUACAAAAUGAUUGUAGGCAUUUAGGUGCCUUUUGUACAAACCAGAUAUUAUUUCAAAAGAUCUCAUAGUUUUUGUUAUUCGUUAACAGAGUAUUUACAAGGGUGAAUUUUGUAAGUGACCGACCCCAAGACAGAGGUCGAUGAGACACACUAA